Messenger RNA from Phyllotreta striolata, 15300 nucleotides. The record is from the annotation of a GenBank genome assembly. Lineage: Eukaryota; Metazoa; Arthropoda; Insecta; Coleoptera; Chrysomelidae.
AACAAGAAUAAUAAAGUUUUACAGCGUGAACUUGACUCGUAAUUAACCAAUAAACAAAUGCGAGUGUUGCCAACUUAAAUUCAAAUCGCUCUUCCUAGUUUUUAAAUAAAAAACUGUAGAGUUGUAGUUGUUGUAGUAGCACACUUGAACUUUGUAGUAGGAAACGGGAAUCUUCAUAACUUCAAUCGAUUUGUCAACGUGACAAUACAUAUACAAUUUUAAUGAAAGCGAAAUAUGGAACCUACGAAGCACCCGUCCAAUCCCAAACGAAAAUCCACCAUGGAUAAGAAGAAAAAACCCAAAUUCAUCCUUCCCUACAGGGGUUAUUAUGGGGACAUCAUCACCGAUUUGAAUUACCUUCACCCGUUGAAAUACAACUACAAUAUAACGGGUUGCGUGAAGAAAACGAAGCUGAUAUGGGCCAUGCAAACGGAGAAGCACGCCCCUAUCGUGAGGUACCUCACGCCUACUUCGAAAAUAGCCAAUCUAUUCCCGGCCGAACGAUGGAUGACCUUCGAAGAAGACAAAUCGAUCAGCUUUCCAGUCGAUACUUUCAAACCCAAAGUGCAAUUGCAACAUUCCGUUGAGCCAAAAACUCUACCGAGAAGCGUGGCUGUGGAGAAACGUAGAAGGGAGUACCAAAGCCAAGACCUGCAAACUGUACUGGCCAACAACGACAUCCAAGUCAGGGACCUGAUGCCCAUAGACAUGCUGCGGCAGCUGAUCGAAGACAAGACCUGGAUCAGCUUCCUACACCUGGACCAUUACGACGUCGAAGAAAUGGACAACAGAACGCCGGAGAAUUGGCUGGAGCACGGCAUCGUGGACAACGUGAGGCACCCUCUACCGGGCGUAGCUUUCGUAAACAUGAGCGAAACCAACGAAGAAGACGCCCAUUCGGCCAAGAUACUGCAAGCCCCCAGGGGCGAUAAGGCUUACGAUUGGGUCAACGUUGCUGUUACCGAUUACAAUGCUGAAACUAAAUUAUGGACGGUUUUCACUCUGGACGGUAGACAGAUGACCUUCUAUCUGCCGAGAUUAUUCGUAAUGUUCUACGCUGAAGAUCCCAGAGUGUUUGUUAACAGAAUCAAGAGCAUGUUGAUGUUGAGAGCAGAACAGGAAAACAGGAUCAGAUACGAAUUCUUCCUGGAUUGCAUAUCAUUGGAAGGUAUCGUGGAAAUGGAGCAAGACACGUUGAACAAGAUUCUCAACAGUACCACAAACGCGAUAGGAAUCAAUCCUAAAGUCUUCAAAGGAAACUUCUAUCAACAGUUGGUAGACGAAAUCCUGCUGAACCACAAGCGCUGCUUGGGAUCCUUGGAUUUCGCCAAGCACUUCCAAAAGAACACCGAUUUGGGUAAAUAUUUAUGGAUACCCAAAAUGGAAACAGACCUCGUUAUCAAGACCAUCGAUACCGGUAUGACCAAUUUCAAGGAAAUCCGCAACUACUUCAGAUGGUACAACAUCUACGUGGUAAACGAAACCUACAGAGCAAUGGAAUUCAUCAGCGGCGAAUGCAUCAAAAUCAGCCAAAUGGCCGUGUUCACGGCGAAUUAUGGCUCAAAGUACGUGUCAUUGGAGGAAUUCGAUUCCAUACAAUCGCUCACGCGGAACGUGCUGUUGAAAUAUUUAAGAGGCAUGUGGACAGAGUCGGCUGUAUUUCAAAUUAGAAUGUGCCUGGGUGAUAUCGGCAAGGGUUGGUUCGAUAUCAACGAGAAGAACGCGGAAACCUACGAAAUAUCCAAGCUCAAACGCUUCAUGGAUCUGAUCAAAUUGAGAAUGCAACACGCCCUCCGUUUGCUGGUGGAGAAUUCCCUCAACAUCUUCAUCAAUUUGGUGGAGAAUCCCUGCCUGCCCUGCCUCCACAUCCCCGAAGAUUUCGUCUGGGAAGGAGACCUCACCGUCAGUCCUUAUAUCUGCAAACACCUGCCCAUAUUUAGCCUGCAGAUGCGCCUCGGCGAGAACGGGGCUUCAUUUUCCACGCCUCCGGAAACUUUCCAGCCGGUGCUGUUGAAACUCUUCGACGAAGGUUUCAAGCAACUGCACUGGAUCAAACAGGUGCACCCUCUUCUGCUGCUUAACCUGCGCUUUCCCAACGACUUGUACCUGUCUUCGGUGGGGCUGAUGUCGAAGGAGAUGUGCGACAUUCGCGAGAGGUUCUGCCUGGCGUAUCAGAAGGUGCUGAUACCUUUGCUAGCCUACGCCAAGCGCUACGAUGAAUUCGUACCUCUCUACACCAUGGACAUAAAUCAUUUUAUUGAGGUUUACGCAGAAGACGAGCACUCUGCUCAAGAUGUUAGACUGGAUAUCAUGGAGGAAAUGAGCAAGAGGGUUGUUUUAGAGAACAGCAUCCCCACGUCGAUAUCCAUUGGACCUUUCUACAUAUCCACCGAACAAAUUAGAACGACGCUGGUGAACAAACGGCAAGAGAUUGUAAACAGAAUGUUCGACUAUUUCACGUCUAAGAUGAGAAUUGCUAUUGAAGAUAUCAUCACCGAAUUCGAAAUGCUCAUGAGGAAAGUCCAAUCGAAAAUUGACUCCAUAGAAGCGAUUUUCGAUAAAAGAGACUACCUGGAGACCGUUCCAAUGGCGAUAAGAAGUUACGAGGAAAUCACCAAACGACUAAUCUUGGACUACGAAAUACUGGACUUUUUCAAAGUGAACCUCAGCAACGAGGACUUCAAGGCCAAAUGGAACGCCGUCGGUUGGCCGAAGAAAAUCGAAACAGAAAUCGACAAAGUGUUCGAAUUCAUGAAGGAAGAGGAGGACAAGUUGCUGAAACAGCAGCUGAUCGACGAGGUGUCGCUGCUCGAGCAGAUCGAUUCCUUCAACAGCACCGUGGUGCUGCUGUCGGGCCUCUCGGAGUUCGACAAAGUGCACCAGAUCGCCCAAGAGUGCGCCGACCUGUGGGACACCAUGAAGGAGUCGCAGAGGAAGGGCCAGACUUUGAACCAGAGACAGAAGUUGUUCGGCAUCAAAAUGGUGUCGUACGAUUCCUUAAACAAGCUGCUGAAGGAGUUCGAGCCGUACAAAAACGUCUGGGUGACUUCUUCAGAUUGGAUAACGUUGCACCACGAAUGGAUGUAUGGGCCUUUGAUCGACAUCGAUCAGAAAAUCAUUGAACCCACGGUUACUGAUAUGUACAAGAUGAUCGUCAAGUGCACGAAGAUAUUCGCUAAUAAUCCGGAAAUCCAGGAAAUAGCGGUGGAAAUCAAAAAUCGAAUAGACGAUUUUAAGCCCUUGAUGCCUGUUCUGAUAGCCUUGAGGAAUCCGGGAUUGAAAGACAGGCAUUGGGUGCAAUUCAAUAAGGAAUUCGAAAUCGAGCUGACGAUGGGUCCAAUGGCGACGUUUCAAAGCUUCAUCGAUUUGGGGAUAUUGGAGUUUGGUGAAAGGGUCAUUACUAUAUCAGAUAACGCCAUCAAAGAGUACCAAAUCGAGCAGACGCUGGAGAAGAUGAUGGCCGAAUGGGACGCUAUUUACUUAGAUUUAUCUCCCUACAAAAAUUCUGGUACCUACAUGGUGAAGUUCUCGGACGAAAUGCAGCAGAUGCUGGACGAUCACAUUGUGAACAUACAGCAGCUGUCCUUCAGUCCCUUCAAAGCGCCUUUCGAAGAUCGAAUCGACGAUUGGGAGCUGAAAUUGAAGAUCACUUCUUAUGUUAUAGAAGAAUGGAUGGAUGUCCAGAAACAAUGGAUGUAUCUAGAACCCAUUUUCUGCAGCGAAGACAUCUCCAAGCAAUUGCCAGUAGAAACAAAGAAAUUCGGAUCGAUGGAAAGAACGUGGAGAAGAGUGAUGAGGAACGCUCAUGAAUGUCCCUUGGUCAUCCAAUACUGCGGCGACAGGAAGCUGUGGGAGAGCCUGAAAGACGCCAAUCACCUCCUGCAAAUCGUGCAGAAAGGACUUGCCGAAUAUCUGGAAGUCAAACGCAUGAUACUCCCUAGGUUCUACUUCCUCAGCGACGACGAGCUGAUAGAAAUCCUGGCGCAAGCCAGAACUCCUCUGGCCGUGCAACCUCACCUGAAGAAAGUCUUCGAGAACGUCGCAAGAUUGACGAUGGAGGAAGAUUUCCAUAUCACCCAGAUGUUUUCCGCUGAAGACGAAUGCGUGAAUCUUACUCCUACGUUCUACCCCGUAGGGAACGUGGAAGAUUGGCUGGUCAAUCUGGAGAAUUCCAUGCGUAACAGCGUUAGAGUGGAGCUAGGCAAAGCUCUAUUGGAUCUGUUCCAAAAGGAUAGGAAGGAAUGGGUGCUCUGCUGGCCAGGUCAAGUGGUCAUUGCUGUGUGUCAAACGGCUUGGACUACUGGCGUGGAAAAGGGUAUAAUGGACAAUUCCCUAGCUGAUUUCUUCAAUGACGAAUUGAUGGUCAACUUGGACGCCUUGAGGAACCUGGUGAAAGGAAAACUCACAUUUUUACAGAGGGAAAUCCUGUCUGCUUUGAUCGUCAUCGAAGUACACGCUAGGGAUGUGACGCAGAAACUGGUGGACGUGGAGAAUUUAAACAUCAACGAUUUCGAUUGGAUCAGCCAGCUGAGAUACUAUUGGGUCAAUGAAGAUACCAAAGUUCGAGCUGUUAACGCAGAAUUCCAGUACGGAUACGAAUAUUUGGGCAACAGCGGUCGCUUGGUGAUAACCCCUCUGACUGAUAGGUGUUAUUUAACGUUAACCGGGGCUCUGCAUUUAAAAUUUGGAGGCGCUCCUGCAGGACCUGCUGGUACCGGUAAGACGGAAACCUGCAAGGAUCUGUCCAAAGCGAUGGCGACGCAGUGCGUGGUCUUCAAUUGCUCGGAUCAGCUGGAUUUCAUGGCAAUGGGGAAGUUUUUCAAGGGCGUCGCCAGUGCCGGAGCUUGGGCUUGUUUCGAUGAGUUUAAUAGAAUUGACAUUGAAGUGCUGUCUGUGGUAGCCCAACAACUGACCACCAUCCAAAAAGCCCAGCUGUCCCGCGUCGACAUGUUCUACUUCGACGGCGUGGAGAUCGCCCUGCGCGGCGCCUGCGCCGUCUUCAUCACCAUGAACCCCGGCUACGCCGGCCGCACGGAGCUACCCGACAACCUCAAGGCCCUCUUCCGGCCCGUCUCCAUGAUGGUGCCCAACUACACGCUCAUCGCCGAGAUAUCGCUCUUCUCGUUCGGCUUCGGCAACGCCAAGCCCAUGGCCAACAAGAUCACCAGCACGUUCAAGCUGAGCUCCGAGCAGCUGAGCAGCCAGGAUCACUACGAUUUCGGCAUGCGGGCCGUCAAAACUGUCAUCACGGUGGCGGGGAAUUUGAAAAGGGAGAAGCCCGAGAUGGACGAGAGGCAGAUUUUGCUGAGGGCUCUGUUGGAUGUGAACGUGCCCAAGUUCCUGAAGGACGAUUUGAAGCUGUUUAACGGUAUCGUGAGCGAUUUGUUUCCGCAAAUGAAGGAGGAGCCGAUCGAUUAUGGUAGAUUGGAGCAGGGCAUUAGAGCUACUUGUCCCAAAUUGGGAUUGGAGGAUGUUAACGAAUACGUGAGGAAAGUGAUCCAAUUGUACGAGACUACAGUGGUCAGGCACGGAUUGAUGUUGGUAGGGCCAACUGGAUCAGGAAAAACCAAGUGUUACGUGAACCUGAAGGAAGCCAUGACGAGCCUGAAAGGGGAACUCCAGCCGAGCGGUUACCCUUUCCAGCCGGUCCAGACUUACGUUUUGAAUCCCAAAUCCAUCACGAUGGGUCAAUUGUAUGGAGAAUUCGAUUUGGCCACUCACGAAUGGACUGACGGCAUCCUUCCUUGUCUGGUGCGCGUGGGAAUCCGCGCGGAGAACAAGGACAAACGUUGGUACAUAUUCGACGGGCCGGUCGACGCAGUCUGGAUAGAGAACAUGAACACAGUGCUGGAUGAUAAUAAGAAAUUGUGCAUGACUAGCGGGGAAAUUAUCAAAUUGAGGGACACCAUGACGAUGAUGUUCGAGGUGGCCGAUUUGGCUGUGGCAUCUCCGGCUACUGUAUCCAGAUGCGGUAUGGUGUACCUGGAACCAGCAGUUUUAGGCCUGGAUCCUUUCGUAAACUGCUGGCUAAGGAGAUUACCAGAAUUGGUAUUACCGUACGCCAAUGAUCUGAAGGAUCUCAUCCAUUACUACACCAUACCCGGGCUUCAUUACAUGCGGGAUUAUUUGAAGGAAGUGAUGACAUCCGUGGAUUCGGCUCUGUUGAUAUCGUUUUUGCAAAUGAUGGAUUUCAAAUUGGAGCCGGUGUCGGGCGCUAGGGUGCCCCCCCAACCUCAAUUCCUCGCUUUAAUGAAGGGUCUCAUCGCCCCAUGGGUAGUUUUUUGCACGAUAUGGAGCAUCGGUUGUACGUGCGACAAUGACGGAAGAAUUUUGUUCGAUAAAUGGAUUAGAGAAAGAAUGAAAUCCAGAGGGGAUAAGCCUUAUUUUCCCAAAGAUCUCCCUUGUUACGAUUUUAGAUUGCAUGAUGGGGGAUUCACGGAUCCAACGGAAAAUAACGAGCCCAAGCAUGCCAGUUGGCGCAACUGGAUGGAGAACUUGGAGGAAUACGUUAUCACGCCCGAGAUGAAGUAUUCAGACAUCGAAGUUCCCACCGUAAACAACGUCCGAAACGCCGAGCUGAUCGGCAACAUCCUCGUCAACGAGCACAACGUCCUCUGCGUAGGACCCACCGGCACCGGAAAAACCCUAACAGUCAUAGCCAAACUGGCGAAGAACAUGCCCAAGAAGUUCAUCUGCGACUUCAUCAACUUCUCAGCCAGGACCAGCGCCAACCAGACCCAGGAUUUGAUCGAUUCCAAGCUGGAUAGGAGAAGAAGAGGCGUGUACGGACCUCCGGUGUUGAAGAGACAGGUGUUCUUCAUCGACGAUUUCAACAUGCCCGCCUUGGAGGUGUACGGGGCGCAGCCCCCCAUCGAAUUGAUUCGCCAAUGGAUGGAUUACGGAGGUUGGUACGAUAGAAGAAACAUCGGAGACUUUAGGACGAUUAUCGAUAUUAAUUUCGCGGUGGGGAUGGGCCCCCCGGGGGGCGGUAGAAACCCCGUUACACCCCGGUUGCUGAGGCACUUCCACUACAUAACUUUCCUGGAAAUGGAAGACGACAGUAAAAUAAAAAUAUUUGGUACGAUCCUCAAUUACUGGCUAUCGAGAGCCCCACCGGCGUUCAAGGGCUUCCAAAAUCCCAUCUUAUGGUCCACAUUGACCGUAUUCAAGACAAUAUUGGAAGAAUUACUUCCAACACCGGCCAAAACUCACUACACGUUCAAUCUUCGUGAUCUGAGCAAAGUGUUCCAAGGAAUGCUGAUGCUCGAUUCGGAAGCGCAUCUUCGGCAAACAGCCGAUGUGAUACAGUUGUGGUACCACGAAUGCUGUAGAGUGUUCCAGGACCGCUUGGUCAACGACGAAGACAGAACCUGGUUCGAUACGCUGCUGAGGAAGCAAAUCCAGAAGCAGUUCAGGCGUACCCCGGAAAAGGUCUUGGGAGAAGAUGCGCUCGUAUUUGGCGACUUCAUUGACCCCUCGAUAGGACCUGGUGCUUACGUCCAAAUCAAAGACUUCGUAAGACUCUCGGACGCGUUGAUUUUCUACCUCAACGAUUACAAUUUGCAAAGCACCAAACCCAUGAAGUUGGUGCUGUUCCAAGACGCCAUCAAUCACAUAUCCAGGAUAUCCAGAAUACUAAGGCAGCCCAUGGGUAACGCUCUGUUGCUCGGCAUGGGAGGAUCCGGAAGACAGAGUUUAACUAGACUGGCCUCGUUCAUGGCGGAAUUCAACUGCUUCCAAAUCGAACUGACCAACGCCUACGCCCUGCAGGACUGGAAAGACGACGUCAAGAACAUCAUGAUGUCCGCUGGAUUGAUGUCCAAAGAAACCGUCUUCCUCUUCUCGGACACUCAGAUCAAAUCCGAAUCGUUCCUGGAGGAUCUGAACAACGUGCUGAACUCUGGCGACGUGCCCAACAUCUACGCGCCCGAGGAACUCGAUAAAAUCUACUUCGCGAUGAGAGGACCGGUGCAGGAGCAGGGACUGUUGCCCACCAAACCCAAUCUCUACUCGGUGUACAAACGAGAGGUCAAAGCGUUCUUGCACGUGGUAAUCGCCAUGAGUCCCAUAGGUGAGAUAUUCCGCGCCAGAUUGCGGCAAUUUCCCGCCCUGGUGAAUUGUUGCACUAUCGACUGGUUCAGCGCCUGGCCGGACACCGCUCUACAGUCGGUGGCUUUGAGAUUCCUCCAGGACGUGGAGGACUUCAACGUGCCGGAAAACGUGCUCGCGGGCAUCGUGGUGGUGUUCCAGUUCAUGCACGCCAGCGUCAUCGAUGCCAGCGAUCACUUCCUGGCCGAGUUGUCGCGCCACAACUACGUCACGCCCACGUCCUAUUUGGAAUUGCUCUCCAGCUACACGGAGCUGAUGAACACCAAGCGCGGCAACCUCUUCGCCAGCAUCAGCAGACUACAAAUCGGUUUGAGCAAGUUGCAGAACACCUCCGAGGAAGUGGCCGUUCUGCAGGAGCAGCUGAGAGUGAUGAAACCCGCUCUGCUAAUUGCCGCUAAAGAUACAGAGAUUAUGAUCAAUAAGAUAGCUGAGGAUACGGCUUUGGCUGAGGAGACGAAGCGAAUCGUCCAAAAGGAGGAGCAGGAGGCCAUCAAGAAAGCCAAAGAGAGCGAAGAGAUAGCCGAAGACGCCCAGGCGGAUUUGGAGCUGGCCAUGCCGGCUCUAUUAGCCGCCGAAAGGAGCUUGAAAGCUCUCAACAAGAACGACAUCGUUGAGGUGAAGUCGAUGAAAAAGCCUCCGGCUGGAGUGGUGACCGUCAUAGAAGCCAUUUGCAUCGUCAAGGGAAUCAAACCCGUCAAGAUUCCAGGCCCUAAAGUCGGCCAGAAGCUCCUGGACUACUGGGAACCGGGUAGAGCGAUGCUAAACGACCCGCAAGCUUUCCUCAACUCGCUCAUGGAAUUCGACAAGGAUUCCAUCAACGAGGAGAUGGUCGGUAAGCUGAAGAAGUACGUGAAGGAUCCGGGCUUUACGCCGGAAAAAAUCGCCAAGAUUUCCAAAGCUUGUCAAUCGCUGUGCUUGUGGAUUCACGCCAUGUUCAAGUACUACCACGUGAACCAAUCGGUGCUGCCCAAGAAGGCCGCUUUGAAGCAAGCCGAAGAAGAUUUAGCGGCUACGGAAAAGGCUCUGGCGGCUGCCAAAGCUAAAAUGAAGGAAGUACUAGACGGUUUGAAAUUCCUGGAAGAAAGUCUGGCCAAGAAGAUAGCCGAAAAGGAGGAGAAAGAGCAGAGCAUAAUACUGUGCGAGGACCGCAUGAACAGAGCCAUGAGGCUCAUCAACGGUCUGGCAGAGGAGAAAAUCAGAUGGAUCCAAACCAUCAAAGAUCUCAAGGCUAACAUUAUCAAUGUAACCGGGGAUAUUUUGAUUUGUUCCGGUUCCGUGGCCUACUUGACACCUUUCACAGACGAAUACAGGCGUAAAUUGUUCAAGAAUUGGGUACAAAUAAUGAGCCAUCACAAAAUACCAUUCUCGGAACAUUGCAAUCCAGUGGCGAUUUUGGGCGAGCCCGUGCAAAUCAGGCUGUGGCAAUUGGACGGAUUGCCCAGAGACUACUUAUCAACAGAAAACGCCGUGCUGGUGUCGUGUUCGAGAAGAUGGCCGCUCUUCAUCGAUCCCCAAGGACAGGCCAACAAAUGGGUCAAGAACAUGGGUAAAAACAUGGGUUUGACGAUAGUGAAGUUGUCCGACAAGGACUUGAUGAGGUCCAUCGAGUCGUCGAUUCGUUUUGGUAAGGCGGUGCUGAUAGAGAACGUUCUGGAGGAAUUGGACCCUUCGAUGGAUCCGGUGCUGCUGAGGCAGGUGUUCCUGCAAAGCGGUACGCGCGUCAUCAAAUUGGGCGAGGUGGUGGUGCCGUACGAUGAUAACUUCAGAUUGUACAUCACCACGAAGCUGCCCAAUCCUCAUUACACUCCCGAGGUGUCCAUUAAAGUGCUGAUUGUCAAUUUCACCGUGGUGCCUUCUGGUUUGCAGGAUCAGCUGCUGGCUUUGGUGGUGGCGCAGGAGAGGCCGGAUUUGGAGGAGCAAAGGGCGCAGAUUGUGGUCAGCAUUGCCACCAUGAAGCACGAAUUGAAGGAGAUUCAGGAUAGGAUUUUGUACAAAUUGAGCUCGUCUGAGAUAUCGCCCAUAGAGGAUUUGGACUUUAUUAUAACUUUGGAAGCAUCUAAAGUGAAAAGUGAGGAUAUUAAGAAUAAAGUGGAAUCGGCGGAAAUUACCCAAAUCGACAUCGAUAACACCAGAGCUCUUUACAUACCGGUGGCCAAUAGAGCGCAGAUAUUAUUUUUCUGCGUAGCAGAUUUGUCCAAAAUCGAUCCAAUGUACCAAUACUCAUUGGAAUGGUUCGUGGCCAUUUUCACCACCAGCAUGGUGGAAACUGAAAAAUCAGAGGUCAUUGAACAAAGAGUACAAAUCAUCAACAAUUACUUCACCUUCAAUCUCUACAUCAACGUGUGCAGGAGCGUCUUCGAACGGCACAAGUUGCACUUCGCCUUCUUGCUGUGCAUCAGAAUCCUAAUGGACAGCAAAGAGAUCAACAUGAAGGAAUGGCAACACUUCCUAGCAGGAGGCGUCGUUACGAAAGAACUACCUAACCCCGCGUCGAGCUGGUUGUCCAGCAGAGCUUGGACGGAAAUCCUAUCGUUAAAUUCCCUCCCAAAGCUCAAAAUCGUUGCCACCACGUUCAACAAGUACGCCGAAAAGUACAGGAAGAUCUUCGAGAGCUUGGAACCCCACAGGGAACCGCUGCCCGACGAAAUCGAAAACCAGCUGGACAAGUUCCAGAAGCUCAUCGUGCUUAAAAGCCUGCGACCCGAUAAGGUCACCAACGGCAUGCAGGACUACCUAGCAGCUAAAAUGGGACAGCAGUUCAUCGAACCGCAGUCGUCGGAUUUGUCCGCCAUGUACAAGGAUUCAGCUGCGACUAUUCCGUUGAUAUUCGUGUUGUCCACCGGUACUGAUCCCGCUGCUGAGCUGUACAAAUUCGCCGAUCGCAUGAGGAUGACCAAGAGGAUGUAUUCGAUAUCGUUGGGCCAAGGCCAAGGUCCUAGGGCGGAGAAGAUGAUGCAGAGCGGCAUCGAAGCUGGGUCGUGGGUGUUCUUUCAGAAUUGCCACUUGGCGCCCAGCUGGAUGCCGCGAUUGGAGCGUUUGAUCGAGACCAUUUCGCCGGAGGAUUGCCACAGGGAUUUCAGGGUGUGGGUGACUUCCACGCCUUCGCCGCAUUUUCCUGUGGCAAUUUUGCAGAAUGGUAUCAAAAUGACCAUCGAGCCUCCGUCGGGAUUGAAGGCCAAUAUGCUGCGUUCCUACAGGAACCAAGUGUCCGAGUACAUUGAUUUCAUUCAAUCCGAGCACCCCAAGUGUCCGGCUUUCAGGUACUUGGUGUUCUCGUUGUGCCUCUUCCACAGCAUUGUGAUAGAACGAAGGAAGUUUGGUCCGCUUGGUUUUAAUAUCCCCUAUGAAUUCACCGAUGGCGAUUUGAAAAUUUGCAUCAGCCAGCUGUAUAUGUUUCUGGUCGAAUACGAUGAUGUACCGUUCAAAGUACUCACUUAUACGGCCGGCGAAAUUAACUACGGAGGAAGAGUAACGGACGAUUGGGACAGGAGAUGCCUGAUGAACAUAUUGGCCGAUUACUACAACUUCAACGUGAUGGAUCCCUCUUAUAAAUUCGACACCUACGGAUUAUACAAACAGCAACGCACGGACAUCAUCUUCAACGACUACAUCGACUACAUCAGAUCGUUGCCCAUCAACGACAGCCCCGACAUCUUCGGUUUGCACGCCAACGCCGAGAUCACCUUCGCCCAAUCGCUGACCUACAUGUGCCUGUCCACGCUGCUGAAGCUGCAGCCGAAGGUGGGCGGCGCCGGCGGCGCCAGCCAGGAGGACGCCACCGCCGGCACGGCCAAGUUGAUCCUCGACCAGGUGCCCAGGCUGUUCGAUUUGAAGCUGAUCAACGAGAGGUAUCCCGUGCAAUACGAGGAGUCGUUGAAUACGGUGAUUAUACAGGAGGCGAUUCGUUACAACAAGCUGUUGGCGGUGAUUAAGAGCUCGCUUCGGGAUCUGCUGAAGGCUUUGAAAGGCUUGGUGGUGAUGUCCGAGGCUUUGGAGAAGAUGACUACGCGCAUGUCGAAUAAUAUGGUGCCCGAGCUUUGGGCGGGGAAGGCGUAUCCUUCGCUCAAACCGCUAGGAGCUUGGGUUAUAGAUUUGAAAGCUCGUUGCAAGUUCCUGCAGAAAUGGGUGGACGAAGGGAUACCCCCGGCUUUUUGGAUAUCUGGUUUUUACUUCCCCCAAGCAUUUUUGACGGGUACUUUACAGAACUUUGCCAGGAGAUUCGUCCUUUCGAUCGAUACUAUAGGUUUUUCUAACGAAGUUCUGGACGAAUUUCCCAAAGAAAAACCGGCGAAUGGUUGUUGCAUAUACGGCCUGUUCGUUGAAGGAUGCAGAUGGAACAGGGAAACUCGAUUUUUGGAUGAAUCCAAACCGAAAGAAUUGUAUACUGAAAUGGCCGUAAUUUGGCUAAAACCGGAAGAAUACCACGUCGUUCCGGAAGGAAUAUACCAAUGUCCCAUUUACAAAACCCUGACGCGGGCGGGGACGCUUUCCACCACCGGCCAUUCCACCAAUUACGUCCUAACUGUAGAAAUCCCGAGCGAACAACCCCAAAGGCAUUGGAUCAAACGGGGAGUCGCCCUCAUUUGCGCGUUGGAUUAUUAAAUUUCUUCGUAUUCCACACGCGAUUUUAGCAAUAAAGAUGUUUUAAUUGACUUAACGAUCUUUACUUAUUAUUACAAACGACUGGCAGAUUAUUCAAAAUGCAGAGUUCAUUUGGUAAGUAUUUAUCAUUUAUAGUAUUAUAAAUAGUAUCCAAAUUUAAUGCAUAAUAAGAAAAUAAAUGUUAAAAGUAGUUUACUGAGCAUUUAUACAGGGUGAGUCGUAUUAAGGUAUCGAACAUAUCUUCAUGGUGGCGAUUUCGAUAUGAUUCAAUUUUAGGUAAAAGUACAUUUUGAACCAGCAACAUAUACAGGCAUAUUAAGAAUUAAUAAAAUCCAGGGCCGUCAUCAAAAACAAAAGGUAAAUUUUUUCAAACUUCAUAUUUCACCCUGUAUACGUUUUAUGCAAGUUACUCAUAAAGCCUAACCAUCGGAAAUUUUUACCAAACUUUUAUUAAAUUGUCAAUACAAUUAACUUUAAAAAAAAUACACUUUCAGAAUAAUCGAAUAUAUUUUACAAUAUUUUCUAUCGUACAAGUUUUAUGAAAAUGAAUAAUAACGAUUACUUAUCCCUUUCUAUGAAAAAGUCCUAAAAUUACAAAAAAGCAUAUAGUGUAAAAUAUUAAGUUUGAAAAAAAUACCUUUUAUUUUUGAUGACGGCCCUGGAUUUUAUUAAUUCUUUUAAAUUUAAUUUAAGAUUUGAAUUCAAUUUUUUAAUCUCCUUACAGAGGCGGAUGCAAAUAUUAAUGGCCGUUUAAAUGCAUCUAUACACUGUUAAAGUAUGUACGAUUCCUCGCUAUUCACCCUGUAUAUUUUUUAGGGCAAAUUUUAUUAAAAAUUUUGAACGUAAUUUAAUAGCGUUUUUUACUUUUUUGACGAGCAAAAUGCAUUUUUCAGCCGUGCCUAAAAUAACACACUUUACUUGACUUAAUAAAACGAUUAAAAUAACACAAACUCAACCGUUUAUUUUACCGAAAUAGUCUUUUAACAAUUCUUUAUCGGCGUUCUCCAGCAGACAGCCUAAAAAUUUGUGGAAAUUUAACAAAGAACCGCUUACGAUCGAUGGAUAUUUCCUUUGCUUUUCGAACGUAUAAGCGAACAAAAGUCGCUUGCUCACGUAUGAAUUGUAAAAUGAAAUAUUACCCACUUCUACAUAUGUUUUUUCGAAAUUCGAAUACAUUUGUAUGGACAACCUGAGGCUUUCGGGCUUUCCUAAUUCGUUCGCAGCCAAAUUAACAAUUCUAUAAUGAACAUUUAAACUAUCGUAAACAUCAGAAACGAGCCUAACUAAAUCAUCUACAUUCUCUACACUAUUCUCCGUAUCAGCCAUAAAAACACUAAGAGCAGAUUGUUGGUACAAAUUAAAAAAACUAGCCUUUUCAGUACCUAAAUUUUGGUACACUUUACCUACACUAAAACACUUCAACGGGAACAAAGUAUGGUGCGUAAGAUGCUUGGUAAAAUACGCCAUAAAAGAGAACAAAGUAGCCGAACCGCACAAAUGGAGCCUGUUAAUUCUCUCAUCGUUAAUCGGAUUUUCUAAAGCGAACGAUUUUCUAUUAUCAUGUCGAAUUUCGUCGCAGCCUUCUAAGAUUAUGCUCCUGCAAAAAUUCGUAUUGGAAAACUGGACGAAAUCCAAUCCCAAAAGAUAUUUCCUGAAAUAAUUGAACAGUUUCAGUUCGAACAAAGCGGCAUCCGAUUUCAAGUAACAAGUAAAAGGAUCUAAAUAUUUACAAUAGUUCAUUUCCGUAGCGAUUUCUAUGUGAUUUCCGGCGUAUCUAGUUGGCUUUUCUAAACGCUCGUAAAGUACUUGUUCUUGUUUUAAAGGCGUUUUACCAUGUAAUUUAUUCGGUAAAUUUAAUAUAUUUAACAUGGUAGAUUCCUCUACGUCGUAGAAAACUUCUUUGAGGUUGUUUAAAUCAUCUUUAACAAGUUUUAAAUGCGUUUGGAGUUUUUCGUUAUCGCUCGAUACCGAUUUGUUGGCUAAAGUUUUAGCUAUCUCCGAUCGAGUGGUUUCGAGGGAGACUUUACGCUCUUUCAAAUCUUUAAAAAGUUCCCAUUGCUUUAUAAUAUUAUCGACGUCGAGAUUUAAAUUUCUGGCUUUGACGUUCUCGAUUAAUUCGUUUUUGUUGGUAAUUUGCGUUUCAAAGUCGAUUUCGGGCAUUAAAAUGGCGCAAUUUGUUUGGGCUUUUUCUCCUGUAAUAUACAAAGCAGAAGAAAACCGCCUGUUGAAAGUCUUAAAAAAAUUCCUACAAUUCGCCAUCGUCCUCGUCGAUUCUCAUCCGUUUGUUAGACGAUUCGGGAUCGCUCUCGGAGCUUUUCCCCUGCGUUUCGAUUUUUCUUUUGACCGGCGCCUUCCAACUGCCCAGACCGGCGGCUCGUUCGGAAUCCUCCACCGUGUAGGGCUCGAUUUCGAGGGCUUUGAGUCUCCGUUUGUGCACUUUAGUGCGGAAAUGGUCCUGCAGGGCGCUGUCGGAUAUGAAGUGGCGGGCGCAGUGAAUGCAGUAAUGUUGGCCGGAUCCCGGCUUGUCGAAGUCCACCGGCUGAUUGAGGAGUUUCUGGCAGUUCUCCGGCUUCAAGUCUUCAUCGAUCU